This is a messenger RNA of Manduca sexta (tobacco hornworm), 1593 nucleotides long. Its product is annotated as acetylcholinesterase. Bases 376 to 1458 code for a protein of 360 amino acids. Gene Ontology annotation, biological process: neuron cell-cell adhesion; synaptic vesicle endocytosis; presynaptic membrane assembly. Gene Ontology annotation, molecular function: signaling receptor activity; neurexin family protein binding. The transcript is spliced from 3 exons. Gene Ontology annotation, cellular component: cell surface; postsynaptic membrane; synapse. NCBI's taxonomy places the organism in Eukaryota, Metazoa, Arthropoda, Insecta, Lepidoptera, Sphingidae. The record is from RefSeq and is a predicted model, not a curated record.
ACUGAAUGAAACCACAUAGAUUUGAGGGUGGAAGGGUAUCCCACACUAGUGUGGUUUCACGGUGGGGAUUUCGUGCGCGGCAGCCCGAACAACAUCAAUCCAUUUCAACUUGUCCUAAAACAAAAGGUAAUCUUCGUGUCCGUUGCCUACCGGCUUAAUAUAUUUGGAUUCUUUUCAACAUUAGACAACGCAGCACCGGGAAACUACGGAUUACUCGACCAAAUAGCAUCGUUAAACUGGGUCAAGAAUAAUAUAGCUAGUUUUGGAGGAGACCCUGACAAUGUAUGUAUAUUUGGUCAUGAUGCUGGAGCGGUUAGCGUGGGGUUACAUCUGCUCUCCGCAUACUCCGCUGGCUUAUUCCAAAAGGCCAUCGCGAUGAGUGGAAACGUAUUAUCUCCAGAGACAGUCAAUAUUGCAAGAAAAGAAAUAAUAACAGUCGAUAAAGUUGCAAAUGCGUUUAGCUGUUUCAGGACUCCGACUGAUCAACUACUUGAUUGUCUUCGAAGGGUUAACUAUCAAGCUCUUCUCGACAUAGGCGAGCCGCUGGCUGAAUGGAAACCUAUCAUAGACACAGGUUUUAGCAAUGUAUCUGGACCAGUCAUACCAGAUCUUCCAAGCAAAAUGUUCAAGGAUGAUAUUUUUACUCCCGUGCCAGUGUUAACUGGUUAUACUAAUAUGGAAGAUGCGUUACUCUUAGAGAAAGAUGGCAGCGGAGACUCAGGAGUCAGUCAAAGAGAGUUUGAUGUUAUGCGUGAAGAAAUCAUCCUUGCGGACAUCACUGUUGAUAAUAGUUCUUGUUUUACGAACCAACAUCACAUACAAGACGCAGUGGCAUUCUUCUACAAACCAAUCCCACCAACAACAAACGAAACGGUAUUAAGGAAGCUGUUCCUCGAUUUCUACACUGAUAAAGUCCACGGAGCCACUACGUACCAGUUAGCAAAGCAUAUCAGUAAACACGCUCCUGUAUAUCUCUACCGGUUCGAUUUAAAACCUUUUUCUGACAUCGCCAAUGAGGGAAUUCCAGACUGGAUAGGGGUACCUCACAACUUCGAUUUAAUUUUUACAUUUGGCUUGCCGUACUCAGCUUUGCCAGAGGACUUUAGUAAAUGGGAUUAUAGAGAUAAAAGCAUCUCAGAAAUAGUGAUGAAAAUGUGGUCGAAUUUCGCUUGGUAUUCGAAUCCCACAAAUUCCGGUGUAAUUAUUGAAUGGGACGCGUUUGAAACGGAAAGGCCCGGGUAUUUGAUAAUCAAUAGGCAGAAUUUCACUAUGAGCACGCCAGAAACGGUGAAUUACAAGGCAUUUGAAUUCUGGACAGACUUUUACCCAAAAGUUGUUGAGAUAGGAACGAAAUGUUGCAAAGAAACAGCCGAAGACAACGGUUCGGAACAAAUGCUGCCCACACGAAUGUUACAUAGCUUACUCUAUUUAUAUUUGAUUUUAGUUUUACUAUCAUAACUUUAGCAUUGAAAAAGAACUUGUUAUUUUUAUAUAGUCUAUUCAAAGAAUUAUUUACUGAUGUGAUGUUGAUAUUACCGCUGACGUCCAAAGAUAUAUUUAUUUAUAAUUCUGGCAAUAAAUGAAAUAAAGUAA